Molecule: messenger RNA, 1916 nt
Organism: Hippocampus zosterae (dwarf seahorse)
Lineage: Eukaryota; Metazoa; Chordata; Actinopteri; Syngnathiformes; Syngnathidae
Gene: alyref
Product: Aly/REF export factor
Exons: 6
Coding region: 954-1637 (227 amino acids)
Biological process (GO): mRNA export from nucleus
Cellular component (GO): nucleus
Molecular function (GO): mRNA binding
Source: RefSeq, a predicted model, not a curated record
GAGGCCGCGGAGGUUUUGGCGGCGGCCGAGGAGGAGGCGCUGGGCGCCUUGGAAUGAGCGGCGGAUUUGGAGGCCGAGGUGGAGGAUCCGGCCCCAUGAGGAACCGUCAAAACACGAAUCGCGCUCGAGGCAGACCGACGCCAUACAACAGGGUAUGAGAAUGGGCAGGAAAGGGAAAACCCUCGGGCAAACUUCGGAAUGCCUGGGCAGCCAGCUUGCUAAUCAACGAAUAAAAGUGAUUGCUAGCCGCCAAAUUUCUCUCGACGGAGAGCUCUUAACACGAGCGGUUGAGCAUUAAAGGAAAUUUGUAUGCUUAAUGUGUCUGUCCUUUCCCGAACCAACCUUAUGUUGCAUUCCCCCUCCAAGAAGAAGCCCCUUUUUGAAACGACAAAUAUGCUAGCCGUCUUGGCGCAUUAGCUGGAUCGUGGAAGGUCUUGGCGUCGCCAUUUUGAAUCUACUACCGCAGAUUACAUUUUUUCGUCCACCGCCAAUACAUUUGCUUUUCAUCCAGUGUCUUAAUGGCGGUAAGAAGAGAACGCCGAGAAAACAUCCAGUAUUUAUUUUUUCCUCCACCGUCUGCGAAGGAGCAGCGAUAUGUGAGCGACCAGGAUGUCCAUUGUCCGGGAGUGGCUGACCGGCUGCGUUUGAAGGCCCAGUCUUUUCAAGCCGUGUAGUGGAUGGACCCGAGGACUUCACCCCCACUUUGCAUAGUGCCUUGAUAGUCAACUAACCACCAGCCCAGCCCGUGUUUGUGUGCGCCUCUUGGCGUACCAGACAAAGGCCAAGUCAAAAUGGCGUAUUCUCAAAAUGGACGCUCGGCUAAAUGUACCAUUUUAUAAGCCGUAGCUGCUAGUUUUCUGUCCCAUCCACAUUCAUCAUGGACUUUUGCGCCCCCACCCCCUACAAUAAAAGCCAGUUCCUCUGGCUUUUAAUGAACUUUUGAUCGGCCAGGAAUGAAUUUUCAUCGCGGGAGGCGAGGCAAGGCAGUUGGAGCAGGGGACAAAGAAGAUGAGGAUCAUUUCUGGAGAGCCUGUGGUGGAGGAAGCAGCUGGCCACAUUUGCUGUUAGUUUGGCCCAAACAGCUUCCAGAUAAAUGGCAACACGACAUGUUCGACAACGGCUACAGUGGAUUCAAUGGUGCAGCUGGCGGCGCUGGUGUGGAAACCGGAGGGAAGCUUCUUGUCUCCAAUCUUGACUUUGGUGUUUCUGAUGCAGAUAUUCAGGAACUUUUUGCAGAGUUUGGGACACUGAAAAAAGCCGCAGUCCAUUAUGAUCGUUCAGGAAGAAGCCUAGGGACUGCUGAUGUUCACUUCGAAAGAAGGGCAGAUGCACUCAAGGCCAUGAAACAGUACAAUGGCAUCCCACUGGAUGGGAGGCCCAUGAACAUACAACUUGUCACAUCACAGAUUGAUACACAGAGGCGGCCAAUGCAGGGUAUGAACAGAGGCGGUGGAAUGAACAGGGGCCGCGGGGGCAGUUUUGGCAUGCAACGAGGAGGCCGCAUUGGAGGGCGCGGCUCAGGCGGCUUCAGAGGACGGGGAAGAGGUGGUCGAGGGGGUACCGGCAAGCAGCAGAUUUCAGCGGAAGAACUCGAUGCCCAGUUAGACGCUUACAAUGCAAGAAUGGACACCAGCUAAGUGUUGCAGUCCUCCUUGGUCAUCCUUUCCUGUCCUGCCCUGCACAGAAGGAUGAUUGUUACAAUAGUUGAAAUUGUUUUACACAUGGUUGUUCUGAUGUGAUUGGUUGUCGCGCCAGCCUCUUAACUACUCUGAAGUGUUUUUUAUUAUGUUUUUUUCUUUUUCUGCCAAAAAAAAAAGUGUUUUGUCUGUAGGUUGAAAGUUUGAAUUUUCAAGUCCAUUCCUCAAAACUUGUAGUAAAUGAAACUUCCAAAUAAACCUGCAGUGUAUAUUAACCAA